AUGAACGCGAACACGUCACCACCACCGUCGGAGCUACACUUGAGUGCAUUGUACGGGCGUUACCGCGACUGGCGGUCUCCCUCUAUGCCCUCCUCUGAUACUUCAAUGGAAGACGCUUCGAAUGAGACCUCUCUCGCUUCUCUAUGUGCACUGGUCGUGCAGUUUGAAGCUUCAGCACGUGAAGAUCUUCGAGUUGGUUUUGCUCCGUCUUUGGACGCUUUUCCUGACGUCCCUGAGGACACUACAAGCAACAAAACACACAGGAAAUCUCAUACGAAAUGGAAGUAUGAAGUAACAGUUGGAACGAGUGGAAAUACCGAGCUGGUGUGGAGAAAAUCGGCUUCAGGACGUAACAAGGAGGUGGAUCUGGUCCGGGUCUUUACGGGUCGUAUCUGCUCUGCCCAGGAGUUUGUGGCCUAUUGGAUUGUUGUAGAUAUCAAGAACGGCUUGUUGUCGAUUGGUGUAGGCAAUCAGGUGGGUCAGGACGUCCUAGCGACGUGUCAGGAUCCGGAUUUUAUUCAAGUGACGCAGACGGCAUUCACGUCGUGGGACUCUUCUGUGUCUCUACGUGGCAUUCAAGUUCAUGGAGUCUAUGAAGGUCAAACAGAAGCUCUUGCAGCUUCUAAUGUAGCUGCAUUCCCGUCUCCAAGGCUUAUGGUGAGAGCUGAUCCGCUGGGUAAAGACGAUUUACUGACAAUGGAGCAGCGAGAGAACUAUGAAACGGAGUAUGCAACUUCAAAGCGUCGAGCCGAGAGAUUUGGAGCUCCAUUCGUCGCACCAGAUAUUAAAACGUUUUUAGACCCACGAGAAGUGAGGAAGCUGCAACGGACGGGAGCAAUUGUACCUGGUUUUACAACCGGUAUUGACAUUACAAGUCAGGAGGAGCAAAGCAAGAGAGAACAGCGUAUGAAACGCUUUGAUACGCCCCAGUUUGCAGUAGAGUAUUCUGCUGAGACAGCAAGGGCGUUGGAGCAGGGUCUAACUCAGGAAGAGUGGGUUGAAAAGCAGCGCGACCAGGAGAAAUUGCGUGUUCGCGCGCAAAAGUUUGGGCUACCAGCUGAAGAAGAUCGCUCACAGGUGGUCCCGACAGGCCUUCAUCCGGCAUCUGCUAAGGUCGGUCGUGAACGCUGGGACGCUAAGGCCGCCGAGGAUGGACACGCGGUGGCAUUUCGUGACGACGCAUUGCACAUGUACUCGCUGGAUGACAAGUUCCAACAAGUUCGUACAAGCGAUGUGAUGGAGUAUUUCGUUGGGUACGGCCCUGCAUACGUGGAGUGGCUCAAUGACAGCUCGUGUACUAUUGUUUUCCAAGAUAACUUCACCGCUAGUAGAGCGCUUAUUGCACUCGGUCAGGCGAUUCCGCCACAGUUUCUGAAGCAAAAGAAGGAGAAGGUAAAAGCUGAAAAUGUACCAGUAUCAGGAGAAGACGUUGACAUGGGAGAUGUAGAGACACCUGGCGAUAAUGAUUCUGCUACGGUAACACAGGAAGAGGAGGAGGAAGCUAAGGCCCAUGAUGUUGCCUUUAAUCGCUCGCAGUGGUAUGUGGGUAACAAACCGAUUGGCAGCAAGACGCAACCUCGUGACAAGAAGUGGCGAGUACUGCUACGAAAAGCAACCGACGAGGACUUUCCGCCUGAAAAGAUCCCUAAAAAGGGAAUGUACCACGCUCGGGGCAACCAGCACCAUGACGCGCGUGGCAGCCGCCGCCACAACAACCGCGACACUGGAUCUUCAUCACGACGAGGCAGCGAUCGCGCGCGGGCUCACCCUUACGGGGAAUUCUGCGAGGACAGACGUGGCGACGAAUCGUUAGGAAGCCGGCGUCAUCGCAACAAGAAUGAUGACCGCGACACUGGCAAACCGUCUAAGCGUAUUCGUGUGAACGCUGAUGGCUCCAUUAAUAUCGUGCGUGAUGGAGCAGUCAUGAGUAGAUCAGCGGACGAGAAGAAGCCCGCCAACUGA
Molecule: messenger RNA, 1962 nt
Organism: Peronospora farinosa
Lineage: Eukaryota; Oomycota; Peronosporomycetes; Peronosporales; Peronosporaceae
Source: the annotation of a GenBank genome assembly